Messenger RNA from Debaryomyces hansenii CBS767, 882 nucleotides. RefSeq lists its product as uncharacterized. The transcript has a single exon. The record is from RefSeq and is a predicted model, not a curated record. Lineage: Eukaryota; Fungi; Ascomycota; Pichiomycetes; Serinales; Debaryomycetaceae. The coding region runs from base 1 to 882 and encodes 293 amino acids.
AUGAAAUUAUCAAGUAUAUUAUACGUAUCCGUACUAGCCCAUUUAGUUAUGAGUAAGAAUGUUAUUGAUUUAGAUCUGUUCAAAGAAUCUUUACAUGAGGAGGACCAUGAUAAAAGGGAUGGGAAAAAUGUUAUCGACUUGGAGCAAUUUGAAGCAAGCACACAACAAGAGCAAAAUGAGAAACGAGAAGCUAAAAACGUUUAUAACUUGCAAUCUUUGAAAGAAGACCAUAUUGGUGAGAAUGAGAAAAGAGAAGCUAAAAACGUUUAUAACUUGCAAUCUUUGAAAGAAGGGCUUGAUGAUGAGAAUGAUAAGAGAGAAGGUAAUGUUAAUAAGCCGGAAGUUCUGGAGGAAGGAUCCAAUAAAGGUGACAAAAGGUCAAUGCAAAAUGUAAUUGAUAUUCAAGAACAAGAUACACAUCAAAAUUUGCUUCAAUCUAUUUUACCCCAAUUGCAAUCUAUAACGAUAUUCACUGGAUAUAUAAGGGAUGAUCCAGAAUUAGCAAUGAAGACUGCAGAUUCUAAGCAGUCCAUGAUUAUAAUUGCGCCUUCUGACGAUUCAAUCAGUAGUAAAUUGAACAAUUUGAAACCUUGGGAAUUUCCAAAUGAGUUGACAGGGAAUUCCGAUGAUGAUAGGAUAGUGAGUGAAAAUUUGAAGAAUUUUUUGAAUGGCCAUGUCAUUGUUGAUUUCAAAGAUAAGUUUGUUACUAGCAAUGAUGAAAUUAUUGCAAAUUUAGUCAACGGUAAACAGGUAAAAAUUAAACAGGAAGGAUCUGACAAGUUUAAAAUUUCGACAGGAGAUAAAUGGAUCAAGGUUGAGACUGUCAAACAAGUUGAUAAUGGGUAUAUUUUUGUAAUUAAUGAUGUUUUAGUGAAACCAUAA